AUGGGUGACUACGCAACCAUAGUUUUUAAUGCUUUCGUUGGAUUUAUCUUAUUGUUCGCAAAUUUAAAAGGUAAGCUCGCGGAUAGUUCGACUUAUGUAGAAAACGUUGUUCUUUGUUAUUUUAAUAUGCUUGCAUGCGUGAUCUAUAUACUUGUAAAAUUGACACCAACUCGCAAAAAUCAUUCCUGAAACUGUUCAGAUAUCGGGAAAAUAUUUAUAGAAAGAAGAAACCCUUCUUUUCAUCAUAUAUUUCCUGUUCUCUGCCUUUGGUCUAUUAAUUACCUGUAGCUUUAUUUAUACUGCGGAAUAUAGUUCUAUCAGUUCUAAAUUGUUCUCCACAGAGGUCCAACAUGAGCCAUCCCUUAUCAGUUGCCCAUGUGUUACCACAUUACAGCAGGAAACCUAAACUAAACUAACUUUAUACCUAUUUCUAUGGUCUUUCGCGUACAGUCAGUGAUGGAACGAAGACGAAUGCAACACGCUUAAUACAUGACUUGUUGAAAAACUACGAUAAAGAUGCUAGGCCAGUGAAGAAUGCUUCCGAAGUCCUGACUGUGAAAGUUAAACUUGCAUACAACCAAUUACAAGAUUUGGUGAGUAAGUUCGACUGAUUGAUAUUGAUUGGUAUUGAUUGGUACUGAUUGGUAUUGAUUGAUACUGAUUGAUAUUGUCUGAUGAUGAAUUUAUAAUAAGUUCAAAAUAUUGAAUCUUAUCUCCCCCUUUUUCCCCCUCGAAUUCAAUGACUAAGAUCCAAGCUUUAUCUGAAUUCCAGCACAGGAAUGAGCUGGCUAUACUGAAGUAAUUUGAUUACUGUAAUGAUUGAAGCUUUUUCAAAUAACCUUAAAAACGGCUAAGUACGGCUAAAGCAAUGCAAUGUUUGCUGUAUAAUUUCGACUGGCUAUGAUUGUUACAACUUGUUGAGAAGCUUGCUACAAGCCUGUUGCGAACACAUCUUGUUGACAAAUUGUGAGAUUUUUACCAAUUUUACGUGUUUCUUGAUAGUGAUCCAAAUAUAUUUGCUUUGCCGUUUAAGAAUAACUAUCUACACUUUCUUCCUUGUUAGGACGAACCAACGCUAAUUCUUCACUCUUGUGUGGAUAACACUGGUAAGCGGUUUCAGAAUAACACCGAACCAAUAAGAGAGAUGCAGUCAGGAACGUGUCGUUAAGUGUUUGUCGUGAAUGAUUAUGAUGCUUGUUUCCAUAUUGUUGAAACUGUCGUGACAAUAUCGUGCACUGUCACGCGGACUGAAUUAACUUGCGACAGUGCUGCACUGUCGCAAGUUAUUUUCCUAUCCAGUGUUCGUGCAAGCAGCUGGUGACAGUUUUAAAAAGAGGACCCUUGUCCCCCUUCCCUGAUCGUCGCAAAACUGUUGCCACGGUGUCGUUUUUCUGUUUCCAUUAAAAAAUAACCGUCACGACAUGUUUUUAACCUGUCGCAACUGUCGUCAAGUCGGUCAAGAUAGAACUCGAGUCUAUCUCGACGACACUGUUGUGAACUGUCGUGAACUGUCGUGAACUGUUGCCAGCGUCUGGCGACAAGACUUUUCCUCACGUUUCCAUUUGGUCGCGAACACUAUUGUGACAACCGUAGUACAACAUGCAUGUUCGCGACAGUUACGACCGUACGCAAAUCAGACUUGAGAAGGACAAGAGCUAGCUAUCCAGUAUAGAUAAAGUUAGUUUAACUCUCUGAUUGAGAACUGUUGAAAUUGAAAUAAUGACAGAGGGAAUAUUUUUGUAUUUCCUAUAGUACUGGAAUGACGAGCUCUUGAAAUGGAAUGCCAGUGAUUAUGGCGGACAAUCAGUCCUCAACCUUCAUCCAUCACGAAUGUGGACCCCUGACAUUGAACUCUACGACAAGUAAGGGACCGUUCAUUAUUUAUACCCGGGGUUGGCACCGAUGAGAUAUGGGUCGGGUAAUCACGUUUUUGACUAGCUCAUUAGUUGGGUAAAAAAUUAUGACUGUCUGUCAGCUAUAAAAUCAAAACAAAAUUAUAUGCAUGCACUGGAAGAUAUGAAGAAAAAUGUGUACAAUACAUUCUGUACCAUAGUAGACCUUCCGUGAUUGAGGAAGGACUCUAUCAUUGAUCAGCAAGAACGUGAUUGCUUUGGCACACUCAGUAAGUUUGAGUGUGAGUGAGCUUUUAGAAUUAAGGCAACUUGAUUUCUGUCACCAUAUAAUCUUGUGUGUUUAAUUAUUAUGAAGUACAGUAACACAUGGGUUGGGUAAACAUUAUUUUGACCAAUGUUGAGGUUGGGUAAAUAAAAAAUUUACAGUGUUUUUCGCUUCCCUUCGGUACCAACCCCGGGUAUAAAUAAUGAACGGUCCCUUAGUCUUCACUACAGGGUUCAUUACUCAGCAUACCAUCCUGUGUAUAAGGAGAAAUAGAAUUACUGGUGCGACUUUAAAAAUCGAACACGAAAAUACUAUUGGAACAGUAGCUGUGUUUUAAUUGUAGAAUAAUACCAAAUCUUAUUAAAGAAAAUUAGUAAAAGCUUGCUAUAUUUUCAAUGACAACUUCAGUCUUGCUAAAAUCUUAAGAGGGGCUAAGCCCACCCCCGAAAUGACAUUUUAACAAACAACCCUUCUGCUACACCACUCAUGGAUAGCGCUCUCCAGUGGACCAAACCAAUGGAUGGAUUCUAGCUAUGGACAAAAUUUUGAUCUAGGCAAGAAGAACGAAAUCCAGCACCACAUCUAGAAAGAGCAUCUUAAAAUGAGUAAAAGUGCAAAAUUUGGUUUCGAAAUGUUGUAAAAUGAAGAAAAUAUAGCCCUGCAAAUUUUGUAUAUAUUUGUAUUAUGCGCGGUAAAAAUAACCACUUUCCGCUCAAAAAUGGUUGUUUUUCCCGCGCGUAAUGCAAAUAUUUUACAAAAUUUGCGAACUUCACAGGGCUAUAUUUUCCUCAUUUUACAGCAUUUCGCAACCAAACUUUGCAGGCUUUGCAAUUUUACUCGUUUUAAGAUGCUCUUUCUAAGUGUGGUGUUGGAUUUCAUCCUUCUUGUCUAGAUCAAAAUUCCAGUCGUCCGUAUAGCGGGAAUUAUCCAAUAUUAGGAAUGAUGCUUUCUGAGACUAUGCCGAGAACAAUUUUAAAAGGUAGAUAGCCACAGACCCUUACUCCACACUGAAGUAUGAGCAAAAAUACCCAAGGUAUUUUGUGUUUCUUUUUAGCACGAAAGAAGACGAAGGUCAUAUAUCCAAUGACAAGUUCAGAAUCCUGGUGAAUUCAGACGGGAGUGCGACUUGGUUCAUAACAAAAAUCUCACGCUCCGCUUGCCCUAUCGAUGUCUCGAAGUUCCCUUUCGACACGCAGAAAUGCAAGAUAAAGCUCGGGUCUUGGACUUACGACGGACGAGCGCUUGACCUAAAGUUAGACAGCAAUGCCGUUGAUUUAGCGCAACAUAAAGAGAAUUCGGAGUGGAAAUUGAAAUCAGUCACCUCUAAAAGACGCUCGGUGAAGCACGAAUGUUGCCCUACACCGUUUAUUGAUAUAGUUUACAGUUUGGAAUUCCAUCGUAAAGCAUUGUAUUAUAUAAUGACCAUUAUUAUCCCCUCUAUGCUUUUGUCUUUGCUCGCUUGUAUUUCAUUCCUAUUUCCCGCCGACUCAGGGGAGAGGGUGUCUCUUGUCAUUUCGGUGUUGCUCGGACUUGUCGUGUUUAUGCUUAUCGUGAACGAUCGUACACCGGUCACUUCCGAUGCUGUUCCGAUGGUAACUGAAUUCUUUAAUUCUAUUGCUGCAACUACUGUGUUAGCCCUCCUGGCAACGGCCUUUAUACUUCGCUUAAAUCACGUAUCCUCAGGUGUGCCUGUGCCACGGUGCUUGGCACGAGUCAGAGACUGCAUCGCGGUCGCUCUUUGCAUGAAGAAAGAGUCGCUUCCAAAACGAGUGAAGUUAAAUUUUGAGGAGAUAUUACUCAGCGAAUCGUCUACACAAUACAUUAAUCUGCGGGAUUUCACAGGCCAGAUUCCCGCCGGACGAAAGCCGCUUACAGAACAGAAGAUCUUAGUCGAGUUACAAAAAUUAUCCGCGCAUUUGGAGGAGGAAAGUGUCGCGAGGGAGAUGAAAGAGGACUGGCACUAUACAAUGGAAGUCUUCGAUAGAUUGUUCUUCGUUCUUUUCUUUAUCAUAUUUUGCGUCUUCGCGGCAUAUGUCUUUUCGUUUUUCUAAACUAAAACUGUACUUCAUGGAGUAUAGAACUGGUAGAACAGUUCAUUUCGUGUAAAUAAAGUUAAUUUAGUUUCGUUUCGUUAAUAAUUGCACUAGAUUCAAACAAAGAAACUAAUCAACUUUAAUUUUAAAAUAAAUUUAUCUCUCACAAUAUUUUAAUUGACGCGAAUUUGAUACGCACUACUGUAAAAUUAGUUUAACCUUUGUAUCUAAAUAACAUCUAGGCAUAUAUAAAAGAUUUUGCAAAACUUUUAAUGAAGUGUUUAUUGGUGGUUGUCCCUUGACAUUAAUUGUUCAGCUGAAAUAUGAUCAACUUUAGAAUCUCAAUCGUAAUUAUACGGUUUGACAACCUGCUCUACUAGAGAGAGGGACUUUCUAGUUCGGAUACAAACUACGGCAGCUUGUACAUCAGUACUACUUCAUUCUCAGUUUGAGAAUGUCUUAGGAAAGAGAAGUUAAGCUUCGUACUUGCUUCUCUCCUUGCUACACGUCCGCUAACUUCUCAAAAUACUUGGAUGCGGUUAUUGCUCAAAUCAGAGACGACAAUAUACCCAGUGUUGGGAGUAACCGCUACACUCUCAGGGAAAGACAGCUGACCAUCACCACUACCUUCCGAGCCGAUAGUCUUCACCAGUCUUCCAUCCAGCGUCACAAUCUGCAAACGAUGGUUUCCCAUAUCGGCCACAACCAGGUGACCACAGACAUCUAGUGCCAGACCUCUGGGAUGCGUAAACUGCAGCUCACGCGUGCCUUGAGAGCCCAUCUUCCUUCUGAAGCGGCCAUUCUUAUCAAAGAACUGCAAGCGAUGAUUCUUUGAAUCGGCCACGAUAAUACUUUCACUUUCUUUGUCGAUCAAAACAUAACACGGUGAAUUAAACUGGCCGUUCUUCUCACCAAACGAGCCAAAUUUUAGCACGAAUUUCCCCUCCGGACUGAAAAUUUGUAUUCGAUGAUUCUCCAUGUCGGCGACCAAGAUCUGUCUGGCGUCGUUCACAGCCACCCCCCAGGGGCUCUUGAACUGCCCGUUCCCAACUCCCUCGCGGCCAAAUUUGCCCAGAAAUGCACCCUCAUACGUGAGGAUCUGGACACGAUUGUUGCCAUUGUCGCACACAAUCACACGGUCAGCGGAGUCCACGGCCACAUCCGUAGGACAAUUGAACUCACCUGUGAAAAUAAUAUCAUAUAGUUGUUAUCAGUUGAUAUAAAAUCGCACCACACUGAACCAACAUUUACUUACACUUUGAAAUGAAACUUUAUCACUUUGAAAUUCUAAACUGUUUUCCCUAGAGAUACAGUAAGAGCCGUGACUUACCAAUCUAGCAUUACUACAGAAGAAAACCUAAACGAAACGAAACGAAACUCGCCUACUGAUCUAGUGUUACUACGGAGGAAACUUAAACUAAACUAAACGAUUCUAAACUAAACUAACUUUAAAACAGUAGCGAUUGAUACACCGGGUGGAAAGCGUAAUUUAAAAAUGCAAAUUAAAGCCCAGCAAAUGACUUUCAGACAAGACAUAACAAAAUAUAAAAUUUAUUGCUUAACGUUUGUUUGUAUUUUUUUAUUUUAUUUUAUUUUUUUUAUUUUAUUUUUUUUAUUUUUUUGUUGUUGUUUUUUUCGUUUUGUUGUUUCGUUGUACCGUUUUAAACUAUUUGUAUAUAUAUGAUACACGCUUGUAAAUAAGUUUAAUUGCUCUGAAGAUGUUGUGAACAAUACAACGAAACGUUAGCCAAUAAAUUUUAUAUUUUGUUAUGUCUUGUCUGAAAGUCAUUUGUUGGGCUUUAAUUUUCAUUUUUAAAUUAAACUAACUUUAUUUAUACUGGAUAGCUCCAACUGUUCUGAACUGUUCUCCUUGGACGUCCAGUAAGAGACAUCACUUACUAAUCUAGUGUUACUACAGGAGGAAAUCUAAUCUAAACUAACUCCAAACUCUAAACUAGUAAACUAACUUUUAUUUAUACUACUUUACUUAUAAUUUAUAUUGGAUAGCUUCAACAGUUCUAAACUGUUCUCCCUAGAGCUCUAUGCAGUAAGUCCAGUAAGAGAAAUCACUGCACUUAUUGACCUAGUGACACUACAGAAGGAAACCUAAACUAAACUAACUCUAUUUAUAAUAGAUAGUUCUAUCAGUG
Messenger RNA from Paramuricea clavata, 6301 nucleotides. NCBI's taxonomy places the organism in Eukaryota, Metazoa, Cnidaria, Anthozoa, Malacalcyonacea, Plexauridae. The record is from the annotation of a GenBank genome assembly.